CCCGCCGCGCCAGCGGAGACAUGAGCGCCCGGCGGCCCGGCCCCGCGGCCCCGUGAUGGGCUCCUGCGUGUCGCGAGAUUUGCUCACAAGUGCCCACAAGGACUGCCCCCUGCCCCAGUGCACGGCCCCCCUGAACCCAGACUUGCCCUCCAUCAUGGCUCCAGAUCAUGUCACUGGCAAGGACAGACAGAUGGAUUUCUGUUGGGAUCCUUGGCAGAGGUGCUUCCAGACCACCAACGGCUACCUGUCCGACUCCAGGUCCUGCUCCAGCAGCUACAACGUGGCAGCUCUGGCCACCUCGUCCCUCGUGGGGGUGGUGCAGAGCAUCAAGGACCACAUCACAAAGCCCACGGCCAUGGCCCGUGGCCGUGUGGCCCACCUCAUCGAGUGGAAGGGCUGGAGCGCCCAGCGGGCGGGCUGGGAGCUGCCCCCAGAGGACGACGAGCAUUACUGCCGCCUCCCGGACGAGCUGCGUGAGGCCCGCUUUGCUGCAGGGGUUGCCGAGCAGUUUGCCAUCACGGAGGCCACACUGAGCGCCUGGUCCUCGCUGGACGAUGGAGAGCUACGCCCGGAGAGCAGCCCCCUGGACGUGCUCCAGCUCCAGGACCUGGGGAGCAUCUACCUCCAGGAUAGCCUUCUGAGUGUCCACUCGCAGGAUGACAGUCUUCUGGCCUUCUCCUCCCCCGACAGCUGGCCCUCCCCUGAUGAGCCCUCCAGCCCUGCAAGGCAGCUCCGGCCACGGCUUCCGGGGGCCCUGGGGCCCGAGGAGGGGGCCAGCCUGCAGGGGCCCCCGCGCUUCGUGGAUGGCGGCCCGCCCUCCGAGGAGGAGGACGAGGUGUUCUAUAACUGAGGUGGGCCGGGCCGCUCCCACUGUGCCCGGUGGGCAGCCCAGAGCCAUCAGGACCCCGGGUGCUGGGUGGGUGUCUCAUGAUCCCUGAGGGCAGGCGUGGGGUGGGGCGGCGCUCCUGUGGACGCUCCUUGCCUCCCGGACCUCCUCCGCCUCCCCCGUGGGAGCUGUGAUCCCCUCCGCCUCUCUACCUGGCUCAGGAGGGCGCCUUCCCCUCAGGGUGUCUGCCACAGGCAGGCUCGAGGACUCUCAGCAAACACCCGGGCAGACUGCCCAGAGGAGCUGACAGCCACAGAUGAGUGUGGGGACCCUGCUCAGCCCCAAGCUCAGCCCUCUGCCUGUGCUCCAGCCCCAUCAGAGGCGGCGGCUCCUUGGAGCGCUGACCCCUGCUCCUCAGCGCUCUUCAUAGGGAUUGUCUCUUGGGGUGUCUGCCGGCCCCUCACUCUCUGGACCUGCUCCCCGGGGCCCUGCUUCCCCUCCUC
This is a messenger RNA of Dama dama (fallow deer), 1329 nucleotides long. RefSeq names its product family with sequence similarity 131 member C (gene FAM131C). The coding region runs from base 56 to 850 and encodes 264 amino acids. Lineage: Eukaryota; Metazoa; Chordata; Mammalia; Artiodactyla; Cervidae. The record is from RefSeq and is a predicted model, not a curated record. The transcript has 7 exons.